AUGCGGAAGGUGCAAUACAUUUCAUCGUGCAUCAUGAAUUCUUACUUGGACCAACUUGCACGUGACUGUUACGCAGAAAUCAGUCAAAUUGUCACUUAUAGCUUUUGCGAAGGUGUGUGGUUACCGGACGAUUAUUUGGAAGUGAAAGAUGCAAUAGAUAAUUUCGAAAUUCGCGACGACGAUACUUGGGUUUCUGGUUUCUUUAAAACAGGAACUACGUGGACAGAAGAAAUGGUAUGGUGCACAGGGAAUGAUUUGGACUUUGAAAGAGCUACGGAAAAAUUGGAUUUAAGAUUUCCACUACUCGAGGGCUCCCAUGCACUUAGAUCUAGAUGUUUGUCGAGACGCUUCAACAAUCCUAUUUUUGGGCGAACUAUUGAAGAAAUCGCUGCAUUGCCUAGUCCUCGGUUUAUAUGUACCCACUUACCUUAUCACCUACUACCGAAGGCUUUGCAGCAACCAAACAGGAAAGCAAAAAUCGUUCAUGUGAUCAGAAAUCCUAAAGACACUUGCAUUUCAGCCUAUCAUUUCUUUCGACGUAUCGAUGGUUUCCGUGGAAGUUUUGAAGAUUUUUUACCAUGUACACCAUUUUGGGAGCAUCUUGUGGGAUUUUACAAAUAUAAAGGUUCGGAUAACAUUCUUAUUCUGAAAUACGAAGACAUGAAAAAAAAUUUACCUGCGAUUAUCCAAAAAGUUGCAGCUUUUUUGGGUAAGUCUUUCAGCGACGAUCAAGUGUCUAUAUUAGCAGAGCAUUUGAGCUUUAACAAAAUGAAAGAAAAUAAAGCAGUAAGUUACGAGAAGACCGGGAAUCUCGAUCUUGAUAAGCUUUGGGGAAAAGAAAUAUCUACUUCCUCGUCUACAUCUAGUCACAUGAGAAAAGGAGAAGUUGACCAAUGGAAAUCAGAAAUGUCACAAGAGAUAAUUGAAUCGUUCAACGACUGGACAGAUAAAAAACGUAAACUAUAUCCGGAGCUAGAAAGUGAUUUCGGCUCUUAUUAG
Messenger RNA from Phymastichus coffea, 999 nucleotides. Its product is annotated as luciferin sulfotransferase-like. Gene Ontology annotation, molecular function: sulfotransferase activity. The record is from RefSeq and is a predicted model, not a curated record. Lineage: Eukaryota; Metazoa; Arthropoda; Insecta; Hymenoptera; Eulophidae. Gene Ontology annotation, biological process: sulfation. The transcript has 6 exons. The coding region runs from base 1 to 999 and encodes 332 amino acids. Gene Ontology annotation, cellular component: cytoplasm.